Messenger RNA from Trichoderma reesei QM6a, 1425 nucleotides. RefSeq lists its product as uncharacterized. The transcript has 3 exons. NCBI's taxonomy places the organism in Eukaryota, Fungi, Ascomycota, Sordariomycetes, Hypocreales, Hypocreaceae. The record is from RefSeq and is a predicted model, not a curated record. Bases 1 to 1425 code for a protein of 474 amino acids.
AUGGAGGCGUACAAUGGACUCGUCACAUUCCUUCCAGACUCCAAACUCCUGCUCAACGCAUCCCACCUAGGGCUCAGCGAACUUGACAGACUGCCAACAGCCGAUCGCAUCAUCCGAGGCACCUUGAUAGACUCCAACGACGGCCAUCGCAUCUUGUCACAUCCCUCCGUCCUCAACAUAUACGCAAAUGGCUGCAGAGACGGGGCGGGAGGCAUCAAUUGCACCAUGGCCUGUGCGGAUCACGAUCUUCUGUUUCAGGACUGGCAGACGCAGUGGAAUUGCUUGACUCUGGCGACCAUGGCGACGUAUGAGCCGUACCCUCACGACUAUAGCAACUCGGAUACCGCUGGCGAUACGGCUGAGAUCUUGGAGUAUCUAGCGGUCCCCGAUCUCACCAAGUUUGACGCUGUCGAUGUCUUCAAAAGUUUCCACGCCUGCGCAAACGGGAGCUCUGCUUUGGACGGAGAUUAUGGGAAUCUUGCCAGACCGCCCGACGCUUCAGGGGCUGCCCAUGCAUCCAUGCGCCAUCCUCCAGACAUUCAUGCAUGGGGCCUAGAGUUGUCUCAGCUCUGUGACGUGGGCUACAUUGAGAACUUCAAGGUAGACCCCGAUCUUGCUGGGCCAGGGGUGGUGUUGGCAUAUAUACUGGCCCAUGCCAUCGUCUUCUACGCGUGGCUGUGCAUCCGCAUCCUUCAUAUUGCGAGCAGCAUUGACUGGUUUGCGACAUUGACCCGGUACAAAGGCAGAGUGUACUCGUUGAUUACGUUCCAGGGCUCUCGCUUGGCCAAGCGCAUCGACUACGCUACCAGUACCUUCAUCGUCGAGCUGCAGGAAGCCCAGUGCUUCUUCAUAUCAGCCGUCCAGAUUGGCCUGCUGUAUGCUGCUUCCCAGCCGGCCAUUGCACCGACCGAUCAAUGGCAAAGCUUCCUGACCAAUCGCCUGCUCAUGAGAGACCUCACAAUCAUUGCUGUACUGCCACUCCUCUUGAACCAAGUUACGCUCUACAAACUGCAACUGGGCUCGUACUACUCGCUGUUACUGUGCACUCUUGCAUUGGUCAUGUCGUUCAUGAGCACCCGGGCUUCUGUUCUGGCGGGACUGGACAUUGACGCCAUCUGCUACUGGACAUGGUCGUACCGCUCGAAACCAUGCGGCGGCAAGUCGGACAUAACGGCCUUUUGUCGCUUCCGCUACUACGACGGUGCGAGGAUUGACCAGCCCGAGUUCCUCAUGGCCAUUGCUGCGACUACUCUGGGCCUCAUCUGGUUCAAGAAGCUGUGGGCAGAGUUUGCAGGAACCCUGUGGCUGAGCAACUGCUCGCGGUUUGCCUCGUCUCGCAUGCUGACGAGCUUUCACGCUGACGCUCCUCAUCAGUCGGCGUUGAACGAAGUUUUGCGAUUCGGCUUUCCAAAGCGUUUGCUGUGA